AUGUCAGAAAAGAUCACCAGGUUGUCGUCCCGCGGGAACGGCAAGCUGCUAGGCUUCCUGCUCGGUGCCUCGUCAUCCUUUUGCAUCUUUCUCAUUUUCAGCACCAUGACGACGCCGGCGCAUAAAGAUUAUCUGUCCCAAAAACACAGCCGGCCGCCGCCAUCACACGCACAAAAAGUGGACGCCAUCUUCGACGCAGCAGCUAACCGUACACUUGGCCUCGAUUCCAUCUUUUUCCUCAACCUCCCGCACCGCCAUGACCGCUUCGACGCCAUGGCGAUCCAGUCGCACAUCGCUGACAUCCAAGUCACACGUUUCGCUGCCGUGGACGCCUCCACUCUUACCAACCAGGGUAUGCCGCCGAUGCAGAAGACGGACUUUUUACCCAGCGAAAAGGGUUGCUUUCGCGCCCACGCCAAUGUCUGGCAACACAUGUUGGAGAAUAAGAUACCCGCUUCGCUCGUGUUCGAGUCGGAUGCAGGCUUCGAUGCCAAGUUGAGACCCAUCAUGGGCAGGCUCAAUGGGGCUUUCCGGGAGUUACUGAAGAAGGACAACCCCGACGUCGUUUUCGACGAGACCAACACUGACGACCCAUGGCUCUCCCGAUCUGGAACUUGGGAUUACCUCUCCAUCGGCCACUGUCUCGAUACGCGUCUCAAAGACGGCAACUACAUCGUCUAUCACGACCCUGAUUCUUCCGUCAACGGCUUUGACGUCGACGACAUUGAACCCUCGCUCCCGCGCGCACACAAACGUGUCGUCUACCGAGCAGACUCCGUCAUUUGCUUGGCCGGCUACAUAAUCUCGCUCUCAGGCGCGGCCAAGCUCCUGGUACGCAGCAAUUUGAACCUCGACGCACCCAUAGAUGUGUUGAUGGCCGGCAUGAUGCAGGCCGGUGAGCUCAGGACGUAUAGCCAAAGGCAGAUAAUUAUACCCUCGUGGACCUUCAUCCCUGGCAUUGGAAAAUCUGGAUCCAACAGCGAUAUACAUGGCAACGAUGAGGCCGAGAACGGAACCGAAGCCGGCUGGGACCGGGUAAGGAAGGAGAAGUCUGCUGUUGAGCUUCACGCAGGCACUGAUUUGGUUGACUUUGCGCUGGGCAGGGCCUGGCAUCAUGUAAUUGGUAGUGGGCUCAUUUGCUGCGGUCCAUCCCUCAAGUUCUCCAGGAGUCCGUGCGGAAUACAACUCGACAUGGCUCCCCGACUUCUCAGUGGUAUUGUAGGCCGUCUGGUAGGCAUCUCCCUGAUAUUCAUCCACAGCAGGAGCUUGACGGUGAAUGCCCGCCUUGAUCCCUUUGCCACGAAGAUGCCAGCCCACGACGUCACGGCAAAUGCAGGGGUAGAUGCUGUUAUUGACGUCUCCGUCCUCGUGAUGCUCGAAUUUGGGGCGGUAGCUGUGGGUCCCGGUGUAGCAGUCGUCUUCGCGCUGGAAAGCUGGAGACCAAUCGUUGAUGCAAUUGGCCUCGCUUCGGAAUCGAUGCUGUAG
Messenger RNA from Pyricularia grisea, 1485 nucleotides. RefSeq lists its product as uncharacterized. The transcript has 2 exons. Bases 1 to 1485 code for a protein of 494 amino acids. The record is from RefSeq and is a predicted model, not a curated record. Lineage: Eukaryota; Fungi; Ascomycota; Sordariomycetes; Magnaporthales; Pyriculariaceae.